AUGGGAAGUGGAUCGUCUAAAAAGCCUCAGUGCGAAACCUUACCAGCAAUAAAGUCUUCACCAAUACCAACCAAACCUCAACCGUCCACCAACAAACAACGAAACAUGAAUAGUCUCAACAAACCGUCUCAGAUAGCAGAAUCCGCCUUAAAUGUCGAGUCACCAAAGACAAUUGCAACUCAGGAAUGGAAAGUAAAGAAUCUUCAUGAAUUGAUGUGUAACCUGGGAAUACGAGAGGAUAAUGUAAAAUGGUGGGAGGUCGUAGAUAAUCUGAUAGCCACUAAACCAAUGAAAAUUGUCCCCCAAACACAGCGAAAGGGAUGGAAGACAGUUCGAUUAUUUAUCAGUAGUACAUUUAAAGACAUGAAUAAUGAACGCGAAUACCUGAUCAAGACUAUUAUUCCUACAUUAAGACUAUGGUGUGAAGAAAGAAAGAUUAAACUGGUAGAGUGUGAUUUAAGAUGGGGCGUACCUAAAGAUUCUGACACCAGAGAAACUUUAAUGGCUUGUUUAUCUGAAAUUGACAGAUGCCGAGAAGAGGAUGAGUUCCCCUAUUUUCUAUGUAUGUUAUCAGAAAGAUAUGGCUAUGUCUGUGACCCUCUUGAUGUACCAGAAGAUAUAAAAAUUAGAUAUAAAUGGAUACCAGGCAUGUCAGUUACCGCCCUUGAAAUCUUUACUGGUGCCUACUGGGAUCGCAAUAAGCACGCAUUAUAUAUGUUACGGGAUGGUAGUUUUCUGUCACAAGUUAAAGAUAAAAGGAUUCUGGAAGGUUAUCGUGAGACGUUACCAGAGAAAAUAGAAUCUUUAGACAUUUUAAAAGGUAAACUUCGAGAACAUUAUCGAGAUCAAAUAAGGGAAUAUAAGUGUGAACUUACAGAAGAGAAAGAUGGUCAGUUAAUUUUAUCAGGAUUUAAACAAUUCGGAGAGGAUAUAAUAAACCAUUUUAAAGAACAGAUUGAAGAACAAUAUCCACCGACAUCACUUGGUAGAGAACUGACUGACGUUGAGAUCCAAAAGUUACAACAGAUGGACUUCCUCCUACAGAGAUCACAGUUUUUACUGGGAAGAGAUGAAGGGAUGUCUACUAUGAUAGAUUAUAUAAAUACAGACCACGCCCAGCCUGGCAUCUUGUCAUUAGUUGGCUAUCCCGGUGCUGGUAAGAGUUCCUUAAUGGCCUACUCUGCUAAAAACACCCUCUCUAAUACUUCCUACAAGGUGUUCUACCAUUUUGUGGGUGCGACACCAGAUUCCACUGAUCCUUACAGUAUAUUGACAAGAUUCUAUAAGGAAUGUUUACCCAAUGAUGACAACAUGCCGGCUGAUUUAGAAAAUAUGUUACGUUAUGCCCCAACGAUGUUCCAGAAAGCUGCUGAACAAGCUGUAUCGGAGGGUUACUCUCGUCUUGUGGUUUAUUUUGAUGCCCUGAAUCAGAUGGAAGAAGAUGGACAUUCGUGUAAGCUGGAUUGGUUACCUCGACAACUAACAUCUAAUUUGAAGAUGAUAGUCAGUACCUUGGCCGGAUCAAUACUAGAUUCUUUGCGAUCUCAUAAAAUAAAACCACAGGAGAUAGCAGUGGAACCAUUGAACCUCGAUACUAGAAGAGAUAUCGUUAGAAAAGUUCUACAGGAAUAUAAUAAACAACUUGAUCAAGAACAGAUGUCAUUACUUAUAUCUAAAGAUGACGCUGGAAGACCAUUGUGGUUAUCUAUAGCAUGUGAAGAUCUAAGAGUUUAUGGUGAUUUUAGAGGAUUAACCGAUAAAAUACACCAACUACCUGGCGAUUUGCUUGGCUUAACUGAGAUAAUUUUGAUUUAUCGCCAACAGGUUUUAAAGCGAGUAAUACAAGACUAUGGACAGCAUCUGGUCGAAGCCACAUUGUGUUUAUUGGAAACGUCCAGGUUUGGUUUGAUGGAGUCAGAAUUAUUAGAGUUAUUAACAUUGAAACCUAUAACGUAUUGUACUCAAGCAGUGGAUAAUAGCUAUAAUGGAAAAUUAUUGAUGGCACAGUGGGCUUUAGUUUAUCUUGGACUGAAACCGUUCUUACGACCAUUCGGUGGUUCCGGAGAAGGUCGAUUAGAUUUUUACCAUCGUUCAACUAGUAAAGUUGUCCGUCAGGUGUAUCUUGAUAAACCCGAAGUCAAGAAAUGGUGGCAUCAAAGACUAGCGGACUAUUUCAGACGAUGUAAGGAUUGUUCAAGAUCGUCAGAAGAACUUCCAUUCCAUUUGUAUCACCUGAAUAACAAGGAUGAAUUGACGAAAUGUCUCGUUACUCCCGAAAUAUUUUUAUGUUUAUCAGAGGAUUCCACUAAACAGCAAUUAAUGAAAUAUUGGAUAUUUGUCGGAGGUUAUGAUAAAGCUUCCAAACAGUAUUCUCAAUUGUUACAAGAACAAUAUAAACAGUUGGAGGCGAAGGAUAAAGAUCAUGCAAUCAAGCUGAAGACUAGAGUUUGCUGGUUUUUGGUUGAUAUUGGAGAAUAUGACAAAGCUGAAGAAUUGCUCAAACCAUUUAUCAAAGAGCUUGAAUCUUCUUUUGGGUCGACAACGCCACAACUGUGUGAACCGUUAUUAGCAUUAUUGACUCUGUACUACAGGGCAGGUUUGAAAUUUGUUUAUGGUAGUAGUAAAGGCUACAAAACAAAUAGACAGAAAGGCAGUGCUCUGGCAUCAGUAGUUGUGAAUUCUUUUGAAGCUAAUUACCCAGAGAACGAUCCAAAACUUGGAGAUGUUUACAUUAUGGUCGGGUAUUUUCAAAGUACAUAUUUAGACAAAGCAAAGAAACUAUUUGAAAAGAAUAAGAACAAUGGUGGAUUGGCUCAGGUGUACUACAUGUUAGGGGAAAGAAACCAGUAUCAUGACGAUAUGGAAGUUCCAAUAAGUUAUUUCCAGAAGUCUUUGCAAUUGUGUUUAUCUUCAUUUGGUCGUAUUCACUUAAAUACAGCGAGAAGUUAUCAACUGUAUGGACAAUUAUUUUGGAAUCGUUGGGCAAGUAACCACAAAAAUGAAUAUUUACAAAAAUGUCUUGGAUUUUACAUAAAUGAGGUAGAAAUUUUGGAGGAAAUAUUGGGAGCACAUCACCCUAACGUGGUACGCUCGCGUGAAGAUGUUAUAAUUAUUCUAGAUAGUCAGGGUCGAAAAAGUGAAGCUUAUAAAUAUAAAAUAUUACAACCUGAACACAAUGAUUCUGUAUAAUAUAUAUAAAAUUUUGAAAUAUUGCUUUUCUUCUUUUUAUCUUUGCACGCAGUUCACUUCCUCGGAUUCCUAUGCCUAAAUGGAAGAGAACUGUCGGUGCCCUUUUCAUUUAAGUGUAAUUUUUUGCGAGUUCUCUCAGAGAGUUGAUACCAAUAAAAACAAGAAAACU
Messenger RNA from Lottia gigantea (owl limpet), 3358 nucleotides. RefSeq lists its product as hypothetical. The record is from RefSeq and is a predicted model, not a curated record. Gene Ontology annotation, cellular component: Cul4-RING E3 ubiquitin ligase complex. The transcript is spliced from 16 exons. Gene Ontology annotation, molecular function: protein binding. NCBI's taxonomy places the organism in Eukaryota, Metazoa, Mollusca, Gastropoda, Lottiidae. Bases 1 to 3189 code for a protein of 1062 amino acids.